AUGACACCAAUACUUGUCAAUUGUUCGCGACUGUACCUCAUAAGUGAUCCGGACGACGUCGAUUUACUACGGCCAGUCGAUUAUUACAAGGAUUACAACAAAAUGGAUGAUAUCGGGGACCGCUUGCGCAGCCAUGCUCAGGCUUUCGAUGGCCUUUUGUCCCUAAUCCCCGCUAAGUACUACUACGGCGACGACACUACCGAUCAAUGGAAAAAGAAAAAACAAACUAAGGAGCAGGCUCGCGAGGCUAAGAGAGCUAAACUUGAUCCCGAGGCUGCGAAGACCGCUAAGGACGUCAUGGAUGAGAAGGCGCGUAAACGCAAGCGUGAGGAUGGCAUCAUCGAGACUGACGAGUCUGAGGAGGAACUCGGCUCUGAAAUGCCCCGAGAGGGUUUGACCCGGGGCGAAAAGGCCAAGAAGCAGAAGCAGGUCGAAAAGUCUGCAAUCGAUGCCACCGCCAAGUCAGAGGAAGCCGAGGCUCGCAAAAAGCUCAAGGAGGAGAAGGCCAACCAGAAGAAGGCCGCUCAGAAAGAGAAGAAGAAGGCAAAGGAGGCUGCCCGAAAGGAAAAAAUUCAGUCAACCGAGAAAUCCGCCGACGCAGACGAGACCAAGACUGAGACCAAGACUGAGAAGACCGAGCAGAAGCCCGCUUCCACUCCCGCUGCCGCUGAAGUUGAGGAUUCCGACAACGAAGACGGUGACGAUAUCGAGGAUGGUGUUGUGGAAGAAGGUUUCUCAAUUGAUUUCAAGGACGAGCCUGAACAAACCUCCACCGACUCAUCUACUCCUGACGACGCCUCGAACGACCAGUCAGGUAGUUCAUCUAUUUCUUCUAUUGUUCCUCCCACCUCCUCCGCCAAGUCAUCCGAGCCCAAGCCUCUCCGAACCACAUCGGAAAAUCUCAAGCAACGUCUACAAAAACGACUUGAUGAACUUCGGGCAGCCCGCUGCGCAGACGGUCUCAACGGACAGCCCGCACGCAACCGCCACGAGCUGAUUGAAGCCCGCCGACAAAAGGCCGAGCAACGCAAAUCACACAAAAAGGAGCUACGUCAAAAAGCCCGCGAAGAGGCCCAACAAAAGGCUGACGAGGCCAUGGUCCGUCGAUUCUCACCCGGUGGCUCUGGAUCCCUCCUUGCCUCACCUCGCUCGCCCGCCGAGUCGGUUGGCUCUUCCAGCAACAAUUUCUCUUUCGGGCGUGUUGUCUUUGCAGAUGGUCAACAUGCCGAUGCAUCACUGACCGGCGUUCUUGACAAACACAAGAGCAAUGGUCCUACCGACCCUGCCGCCCAACUCAAGGCUGCAGAGGCCAAGAAGGUCCGUCUCGCCGAGAUGGACCCCACCAAGCGUGCCGAGAUUGAGGAGAAGGACCGUUGGCUGAACGCCAAGAAGCGUGCUCACGGUGAGCGCGUUCGUGACGAUACCUCUCUACUCAAGAAGGCUCUUAAGCGCAAGGAGACUGCCAAGAAGAAGUCUGCUCGGGAGUGGAGUGAGCGUAUCGACACCGUGUCGCACAACAAAGAGCAACGCCAACACAAGCGUGAGGAGAACCUUCGCAAGCGCCGUGAUGAGAAGGGCAACAAGGGCAAGAGCAAGAAGCCCAGUGGCAAUAGCGGCAAGAAGAAGGGUAGACCCGGUUUUGAAGGCAGCUUCAAGUCGAAGCCUGGCGGCGGCGGCAAGAAGAAGUAA
This is a messenger RNA of Penicillium taxi, 1689 nucleotides long. RefSeq names its product putative 60S ribosome biogenesis protein Rrp14. Gene Ontology annotation, biological process: ribosomal small subunit biogenesis; ribosomal large subunit biogenesis. Gene Ontology annotation, molecular function: RNA binding; DNA binding. The transcript is spliced from 4 exons. The record is from RefSeq and is a predicted model, not a curated record. The coding region runs from base 1 to 1689 and encodes 562 amino acids. Gene Ontology annotation, cellular component: nucleolus. Lineage: Eukaryota; Fungi; Ascomycota; Eurotiomycetes; Eurotiales; Aspergillaceae.